CGCAUCCCCUCCUAGUCUCCUACCUUCAACACUCAAAUUCACAAAAACCCACUUCUGUCAGACUCUCUUGUGUAACGUCGCGAAGAAAAAAAAAACAAAACAAAAAUAAAAAAAACAAUGCCGGUAAACUUAACAUCAGUUAUCGUAGCGGUAGAUGGCAGCGAAGAAAGCAUGAACGCAUUAAAAUGGGCACUCGAUAACAUCAAGCUUCGACCCGACGGAUCUCUUGUCAUUCUUCACGUUCAAUCCCCGCCGUCCAUCGCCUCCGGUCUUAAUCCCGGUGCCAUUCCCUUUGGUGGUCCCAGUGAGGUGGAGGUACCGGCAUUUAACGCGGCGAUUGAGGUGCACCAAAAGCGGAUUACUGAUGCUAUUAUAAAUCAUGCUCUGAAGAUAUGUGCUGAUCAAAAUGCGGAAGUCAAGACACAUAUAUUGAUUGGGGAUCCUAAGGAGAAAAUAUGUGAAGCUGUUGCGGAUCUGAAAGCUGAUUUGCUUGUAAUGGGAUGCCGAGCUUAUGGUCCUAUCAAGAGAAUGUUUAUGGGAAGUGUGAGUAACUACUGCUGCAACCAUGUGCCGUGCCCUGUCAUGAUAUUUAAAUAAGAAAACUUUACGGAUACUGUUGUCAUCGCUUGCCUGGAGACGUUUGAGGUGAUCGGCUUUUCAUCAGCUUCAGUGAAGCAUGUAUCCAAGGCAAUACUGUAUACUGUUUUGUUCCAAAAUCAGAGUAUCUGUUGUAUUUUUUAUGCGUAAAUCUGUUGUACAGUUUUGCUUGUGAUAUGCUUCUUUUGUUGUACAGCUUUGUUUUCCUUGUGUUGUAAAUUGUUGUAUGGAAUAUGCUUCUGCUGUUGUAAAAGUGUUAUUUCGAUUUUCGAAUAAAAGUUAUGCCUCAGUGUGGAUGAUAGGCAUAGGCUGAGUAAUUGUUGAUUAAAUUGUGUGUAAUCUAUCACUUGUACGAAAUUCAUUCAAUAGACAUCUGAAAUAGGAUCUGUAUUUAUGUUAA
Molecule: messenger RNA, 997 nt
Organism: Erigeron canadensis
Lineage: Eukaryota; Viridiplantae; Streptophyta; Magnoliopsida; Asterales; Asteraceae
Product: universal stress protein PHOS34
Exons: 5
Coding region: 118-597 (159 amino acids)
Source: RefSeq, a predicted model, not a curated record